AUGAAAAACCAAACCUUUCUGACAGAAUUCAUUCUGCUGGGACUAACAGACAUCCCAGAGAUUCAACUUGUAAUCUUUAUACUUCUCUUCCUCACUUACAUAUUCAGCAUCAUUGGAAACCUAACAAUCAUCACCCUCACACUACUGAACGCCCAAUUCCAGACUCUCAUGUAUUUCUUCCUCUGGAAUUUCUCCUUUUUAGAAAUUUCCUUUACAACCACUUUUACUCCUAGGCUACUUUUCAGCAAGAGCAUCAGCUUCAGCAAGAGCAUCAGCUUUUCAGCAAGAGCAUCAGCUCAGUAUUUCUUUGCUGUAUUUCUUGGGGCCACAGAGUUUUACCUUCUGACUGUCAUGUCCUAUGACCACUAUGUAGCCAUAUGUAAAUCCCUACAUUAUACGACCAUCAUGAGCAGCAAGGUCUAUAUCCAGCUGGUUCUCUGCUCUUGGCUAGGUGGAUUCCUGAUCAUCCUAUCCCCAAUCAUCCUGACUAGUCAGUUGGAUUUCUGUGCCUCCAAGAUACUGAAUCAUUAUUAUUAUGACAAUGGACCCCUCAUAGAAAUAUCUUGCUCAGACACAAGACUCCUGGAGCUGGUAGACUUCAUCUUAGCAGUUGUGACCUUGUUGGUCACCCUGGUGCUAGUUAUUCUCUCCUAUACAAACAUCAUCCAGACCAUUCUGAAGAUACUCUCUGCUCAGCAAAGGAAAAAGGCCUUUUCCACAUGUUUUUCCUUCCUGAUUGUCAUCUCCCUCUCUUAUGGCAGCUGCAUCUUCAUGUACAUAAAACCCUCAGCAAAAGAAGGAGUUGCCUUCAGUAAGGGAGUAGCUGUGCUCGAUACUUCAGUUUCCCCUUUACUGAACCCAUUCAUCUACACUCUAAGAAAUAAACAAGUAAAACAAGCCUUCAGGGACAUGGCCAGGAAGAUUAUGAGUCUUUAA
Pteropus alecto (black flying fox) is the source of this 936-nucleotide messenger RNA. RefSeq names its product olfactory receptor 6C4-like. NCBI's taxonomy places the organism in Eukaryota, Metazoa, Chordata, Mammalia, Chiroptera, Pteropodidae. Gene Ontology annotation, molecular function: G protein-coupled receptor activity; olfactory receptor activity. The record is from RefSeq and is a predicted model, not a curated record. Gene Ontology annotation, cellular component: membrane. Gene Ontology annotation, biological process: G protein-coupled receptor signaling pathway.